Molecule: messenger RNA, 2575 nt
Organism: Panicum virgatum (switchgrass)
Lineage: Eukaryota; Viridiplantae; Streptophyta; Magnoliopsida; Poales; Poaceae
Product: receptor-like protein 2
Exons: 1
Coding region: 207-1601 (464 amino acids)
Molecular function (GO): protein binding
Source: RefSeq, a predicted model, not a curated record
GUUAUCUGCUAAUUUUCUUUGAGGGAAAAAAUACAAAAAGAUCAACAACAUUGAAGUAGCAAUUAUCUUCUUCCUCCAUGCUACUGCAGAAAGAACCUCUAAUUCUGUAGCCAAUCAGGGCCCAAACUAAACAAACAAGCAGAGGUGAGUUUCAUGAGAAUCAAGCAGCCACUCUAUUUUCUGAGCACAGCAACAUCAAACUGGCCAUGCUUUUUUGUAGUCUGGCGUUUGUCCUCCUGCUCUCCUUUGUCUCUCUAUCCACCUCCUGCACGGAGCAAGAAAGGAGCUCCCUCAUCGACUUCCGAGAUGGGCUCUCGCCGGAGGGCAAUGGCGGCCUCAACGUGUCAUGGAUCAACAGCACAGACUGCUGCCAAUGGGAAGGAAUCUUUUGCAGCACUGGUGGUGUGGUCACGGAUGUCUUGCUUGAUUCUGAAGGCCUCAAAGGCAGCAUCCCACCAUCCCUCAGCAAUCUCACCGGGCUGCUGCGCCUCAAUUUGUCCCGCAAUUCACUCGAAGGAAGUCUACCAGCAGAAUUGCUGUUCUCCAACAGUAUCCUUGUCUUGGAUGUCAGCUUCAACUACCUAUCUGGUCCUCUGCAAGAGCGGCGGCAAUCCUCAAAUUCUGGUCUUCCUCUCCAGGUAUUGAAUAUCUCAAGCAACUUCUUUAAAGGGCAGUUCCCAUCCACAACACUGGAAGUGAUGAAAAAUCUGGUUGCUCUUAAUGCAAGCAACAACAGUUUUACUGGAUCGAUGCCAUCUUCAGUUUGCAACUACGCCCCAUCAAUUGCCAUGCUUGACCUUUCUUUAAAUGAAUUCAGUGGCACUAUUUCCCCAGAGUUUGCCAGUUGCUCCAUGUUAAAAGUACUCAAGGCUGGCCACAACAACCUUACAGGGCUUUUACCUCAUGAACUUUUCAAUGCAACCUCAUUGGAGCAGCUCUCUUUUCCAAACAAUGACUUACGAGGGAUUCUUGAUGCUUCCAACCUAGUCAGGCUCAACAAUCUGAUCAUCCUUGAUCUUGGAUCAAAUGGGCUCAGUGGUAAUAUACCAGAUUCUAUGGGGCAGCUGAGUAGAUUGGAAGAGCUCCACUUAGACAACAACCUGAUGUCUGGAGAGCUACCAUCGGCACUAGGUAACUGCACAGGUCUCAGAUACAUCACCAUCAGAAAUAACAGUUUUAUGGGAGAUCUUAGCAGAGUUAACUUUUCCCGGUUGGAUCUGAGAACUGCAGAUUUUUCAAUGAACUACUUCACUGGUACAGUUCCUGAAAGCAUCUAUGCAUGUAGCAAUCUAAUUGCAUUACGGCUGUCUUUCAACAAAUUUCACGGACAGUUCUCACCAAGCAUUGCCAAUCUCAGGUUCCUCUCCUUCCUUUCAAUUGCCAAUAAAUCAUUUACAAAUAUCACAGAUGCACUUCACAAGCUCAAAAGCUGCAGCAACCUCACCUCCCUGCUUAUUGGAACCAACUUCAACGGUGAAACCAUACCGAAAGAUGAAGCAAUUGAUGGUUUUGGGAAUCUUCAGGUCCUGACUAUAGAUUCUUGCCCAUUGGUUGGGAAAAUCCCUCUUUGGAUAUCAAAUCUCACAAAGCUGGAGAUGUAAGAUUUAUCAAACAAUCUACUGACUGGACCAAUACCAUCCUGGAUUAAUAAACUGCAUCUCCUCUUCUAUCUAGACAUAUCAAACAACAGCCUUGCAGGGGAUAUCCCAAUUGCAUUGGUGAAUAUGCCAAUGAUACAAUAUCAGAAGAACGCUGUCCAGUUGGACCCCAAGUUCCUAGAGUUACCAGUAUAUUGGACACCGACACGUCAAUACCGGAUGCUCAAUGCUUUUCCCAUUUCAUUGAAUAUAGGCCACAAUAGAUUCACAGGUUCCAUUCCCACAGAGAUUGGUCAGUUAAAAAUGCUCGAUGUCCUAAACUUCAGCUCCAACAACUUAUCUGGAGAGAUACCAUGGCAAAUCAGCAACCUCACAAGCCUGCAAGUGCUAGACCUGUCAAACAACCAGCUCACAGGUGAAAUCCCACCAAAAUUGAGUGAACUGCACUUCCUUUCGGUAUUCAAUAUGUCUAACAAUGAACUAGAAGGGCCCGUUCCAACUGGAUGGCAGUUUGAUACAUUUGCAAAUUCUAGCUACAGUGGGAACUCCAAGCUAUGUGGCCGUAUGCUCAGCAUCCAAUGUGACUCAACAAGAACACAUCCAGCCUCCACCUCACGGGAACACAGAUCACGUCUUGCAGUCAUCUUUGGAUUUGUUUUUGGAGAACUUGCCGGCCUUGCAUUGCUUGCAUGCUUCCUGAUAGCAAAAUUGGUAUAUGACGAUCACACUGAGAACCUAGUUCUCCUUUGGAGGCGCUAGCUUUACUGACUGUAUGAUGCUUUGAGCAUUGUGAUCUUAUUAGCCUUUUUAAUUUCAUUCACUAAAUAUGAUAGUCCCGUGUAUACAUUUAUUAAACCUUUUCUAGAACUACCAGUUCUUAAACUUUGUCGUGGCAUCGUGUGUAUUGCUUUCAAAUUUGAUAAAGUGACCGGAAAUAUCAAGUACUAUAUGUAUAAAGUAAACUGAGGUUCUCAAAA